Molecule: messenger RNA, 672 nt
Organism: Strongyloides ratti
Lineage: Eukaryota; Metazoa; Nematoda; Chromadorea; Rhabditida; Strongyloididae
Product: GPCR, rhodopsin-like, 7TM domain and 7TM GPCR, serpentine receptor class x (Srx) family-containing protein
Exons: 2
Coding region: 1-672 (223 amino acids)
Cellular component (GO): membrane
Source: RefSeq, a predicted model, not a curated record
AUGGAAACAUGUAUUACAUAUAAUACAAUGUUAUUUUGUUCAGUUUUAAUAUCAUUAAAUAGAUUUAUUGCUGUAAAAUAUCCAAUGAAUUAUAAAUUUUGGUUUUCAGCCAGAAUGUUAAAAUUUUAUUUCAUUAUCAUAUUAAUUAUUGGAAUUUCUAUUGGAAUUGUUGUUAUUUCUUAUGAACCUUAUUAUCAAUGGCUUGAAGAAAAAAAAGGUUAUUUUGUUGGCUUUAAAAAUAAAAAUGUUGGUAUUUUUACUGUUUGUUACACUUUAGCUUUAUAUUUACCAUGUGCUAUAUUAACUGUUUUAUUAAAUGUUAUGGCAGCAUUUGAAUUAAAAAAAUAUAGAAAAAAAUUAUCAAUUGAUAUGAAAAAAGAGCUUCAUUUAUUUUUUUAUAGUAUAAUAAAUUUAAUUGCUCUUUUAAUUUUCUUUUUAUACUUUUUAUUUAGAGCAUUACAUAUAAUUUUUUAUAUUCCUAUACUUCAUAAAAUUGCUAUUUUAUAUGUUCAAUGGAUUAUUGACAUACAAACUUUUGGACUUUUUUAUUCAUCACUUAUAAUAUGUAAACCUUUAAGAGAUAUGGUAUUAUUUAAAAAAAUUGAUAGUAAUCUAAGUCAAAAAAAAACUAUUGCAUCAAAAGUAAAUGUUGUAUCAAAUUAUAUAAAAUGA